Molecule: messenger RNA, 2606 nt
Organism: Oncorhynchus tshawytscha (Chinook salmon)
Lineage: Eukaryota; Metazoa; Chordata; Actinopteri; Salmoniformes; Salmonidae
Product: glutamate-rich protein 6
Exons: 12
Coding region: 695-2164 (489 amino acids)
Source: RefSeq, a predicted model, not a curated record
GGAGGGAUAGUCUCGGUGGCUUAGUCUCGGUGGCUGUGGUGGACUCUGUAGUUGACAUAGUGUAGUCGUUCUCUGGGACAAUCAUUCUCACCUGUUUUUCCUAAUGAAUUGCCAUGGCACAGAUGGCAUGCAUGGAUAACGCGUUAUCUAAAUCGCGUACAAUUACACUGAAAUGAAUUAGGGUGUGACAGGGUGCGGGUUGUGGCUAGAUGGUAUACAGCUAUGGUUUAAAAAAAGUUGCACGUUCAAGCCACGUCAGGGAGAAUUUUUGCAUUUUAGCUAACCCCAACCCUUUUCCUAACCUUAACCUAAUUAUCCUAACCUGCUAUGUUAAUUAUCCUAACCUGCUAUGAAAAGUAAAUUCUGCCCGUAGUUUUAUACCAGGGGUAGGCAAUCUUGGUCCUGGAGUGCCACAGGCCCUUCAUGUUUUUAAUUGAGGCGAUCUGAAAGAUCAGGUGUGUUGAAUUUAGGCAAUCGCUGAACUGAUCAAUUAGCUCAGUUGGUCAGGCGUGGUGCCAAGUUGGAACAAACUCCUGUACCUGCAGCACUCCAGGAACAGGGUAACCUACCACUGCUGUAUACCAUCUAAUCAAAACUGUGCGACAGUCAACUGGUUAAUUGGACACAAAGUAGGACACUAAAAUUGGAAAUAACGGAGGCUGAAGUUGCAGGUGCCCCAAAUCAAGGCUGGCAUAUGGAUGGUGAUGUCACUACUCUACCCAGUGAGGGAGAGAAGCAAGUGCGAAACACAGAGACAGAUGAGUCUUCUAGGUUAGAGCAGGAACCCAAUGAAGUAUUUUUGCUCAUGGAUGACCAUGGGUUGCAAGAUGAGUAUGUACAGUCUUUUGAUUGUCCACCAACUCCCACUUCUGGUUUUCUGGGAGUUCUUAGAUAUAAGAGGGAGUCCCAGGACCAAGCACCAAACCCAAGGAACAUCCUCCCAGAGCCUCUCGUGGACUCUCCAGUGAUGUGUGAGUACUGUGGAGAGAAAGCAAGGCCUCCACUUGGACCAAUAUUUGCAGAGGACCCUGAGAUCUUCUGCUGUGCCCAGUACCAGCAGCUGUGUGACAUGCUGGCCCAUGAAAGGUGGCUUGCCCUGCAGAGACCUGAUCAGGAGGAUGACGCAACACUCCCACCUAACAAUCAGCCAACCAGAGAGGAGGAGGAGCUGCAGGCCCAGGCCCGGGACAGAGAGGAGCACAGAAAGCAGGAGCAAGAGCGAGAGCGACUCUACCAGGACACACAGUCAACCCUCCGAUCUGCAGAUACCUACACACCCUUCUCGAGGACCAUCAGCUACCAGCUGUCCACCUGUACAGCCAAAGAGGGACAGUGGACUGUUACACAACAUCCUGGGAUUGAGGAGGUCCUGGAAAAAGAAAAUGGAGACACCCUUUAUGACCAUGAGUCAUUUGAGUUUGGCAUUUCUCAGCAUCAGGAUGGGGCACAAUUUCUGGAGAAGUAUUAUGCCUGUGGGAGCAAGUUUCUCACAGUCUUCCCAGAUGGUUCUGCCCAGGUUUUCUAUCCCUCUGGCUUCUUGGCCCUGGUCAUAAUCUCUGAUGGAAGAGAAAGGGUAUGUAUUGUACAUGAUGACCACUCCCUUGGGCAGCCAAUCAGGGCCCUAUUCCAAUCUGAUGGCAGGGCCACAUGUUACCAUGGCAAUGGUAAUGUAUGGCUGAGCUUGGACAUGUCAGGAGGUCAGUGUCUGAAUGAUGCGGGGGCCAGGAUCAGAAGGUGGAGUUGGAGAGGCCACAGCCAGACGCCCACCCCCCUGCGGCCGGUCUUCCUGUCUUUAAACCGCAGCCUGGGGGUGAGGGUCCUGGGACAGGAACACAUGUUUGUGUCCUUCCUUUCUGCUGGCCAACAGGCCAAGUUCAGUGUGGGGGCCUGUUUGCAGCCAGUGGCUCUGGGGAUGAUUCAGGCUCCAGGUCCAUCCAUAUCCAAGGAGGAGUGUAUUCUAUUGGCUGGACGGAUAAGGGUCCAUCAGGUCAUUAGGCAUCUCCACCACUGCCUGCGCUGCCCCUCCAACCCAAGGCCUCUGAGGGCUGGACUAGCUCCUAGCCUCCUCUCUCUGGCCAAAAGGUUACUGGACUUGAGUUGCUCUCUUCAGCUUGAGGAGCGUGAGAGGGCCUUUGUCCACAGGUGUCUCCAGGAUUGCCUGUGAUCUCUAUACACAAGCAUCAUUAUGUGGAAACAUUGAACAUUUCAGCUCAUUAUGACACCACACAGAUUUGACAAUAGUGAUCCUAUUAAAUUAAUUCCUAAUUAUAUGGAUUUGACUUACAUCACAGCCUACAGUGCCUUCCGAAAGCUUUCACAACCCUUGACUUAUUCCACAUACACGGUGGGAUAAAAAAAAAGGUAAACUAUUUCACAAAAUACUCUGUAAAGUGGAAGAGAAAUUCUAACAUUUGUAUAAAAAAAAUAAUUUGUCUCCCAGUGUUUGUUUGGGGUGCAGACUGAACCAGGUUUUCCGCUACGAUUUCCCAUGUGCUUAGCUCUAUUUUGUUUCUUUUUACCCUAAACAACUCCCAAGUCCUUGCCGAUGACAAGCAUACUCAUAACAUGAUGCAGCCACCAACAUGCUUGAAAAUAUGAAGAGUGGU